Molecule: messenger RNA, 1791 nt
Organism: Linnemannia hyalina
Lineage: Eukaryota; Fungi; Mortierellomycota; Mortierellomycetes; Mortierellales; Mortierellaceae
Source: the annotation of a GenBank genome assembly
AUGGACUCAGCACCACCCCUUCUCGCUCAUGCUCACCACAUCCGACAUCUGCUGAUCGCCGAACGCUGGCUCUUGUCCACCGCCAUCUUGUCCAACAUUACCAACCUCGAAUCACUUGUCUUUGGAGGGCGAUUCAACGAGUGGACAUAUCCCAGCAAUGUGUUUCAUCUUGACGAGGUCCCAAGCGAAGUGACGGUACCGGAUAGCAUAUUCCACAUCCCAUCCGACAAGUCGCUCUCCAAAUUGUACAAACGGAUAAUGACACUUCGGUCACAACUCUGCUGGCAACUGGUCUUCAACAACCCUCACCUCCGGUCGAUCGAGUUCAAGUCUGCCACCAGUACACCAACCUUCUGGGGAUUCAAAUCGACAACCGAAGAUGCGGCGACAGAGGCGUACCUCCUUCAGGCAUUCUCGGCGUUGACACAGGUGCGACACCUCGAACUCGGGAAGGGCAUUGUCGAAUUCGUGCUUCCCCGACUUGGACGUCUCUUCCCACACAUUAUAACAUACGUGUGUCCGACCGUGAGUUUCCUGGAAAUGGAUCGUACUCCUUUCGACUCCUGCAGCACUCUUCGCACUCUACGCUUCCAUUGCGCCAUCAGAGUCCCUCACCUGCGAUCCAUUUUAAAGGCGUUCUCGGGACUCCAGCACCUUACACUUGGAGGAACUAUCGUGGGAUUGAACCCGGUCGCGUCGAAUGAGAUCAUUGAGCAUUCCAGUCUGGAGACGCUUGUGACCGUUCGCUUCUCGGACCUCGUUGCUGGCAAGGUCCGGUUCAGGGGGCUGAAAAAGUUGACGGUGCCAGGAUUGUCUCAUCGAGAACUCAAGGAAGCGUUGAGCGCGCUGCCAUCAUUGGAGUAUCUCUUGCUAUCAAGUUAUGAUGACAGAGGCUAUGCAGGCGAUCUUUCGGAAUUGGGAGCUUCAAAGCAGGACUACCCGCUUCAGACGUUUUUCUGUUCGACAAGCCACGGGAACCCGACCAUACCACACUUUGUGCACUCGAUGCCGCAUUUGGUCCGCUUGCAUCUUGGAGCCACCACGGGAGAUCUUGUUGCGGAGCUGGGCAGGACGUGCAGGAGCCUGGAGUGGGUGCACUUUGAUCUCCAAGAGCCAUGUUACCAGGAGAUGAAUCAACUCUUUGUCGAGUGUCCUAGGUUGACACAUUGCUUGGGGGAAGGUCAUGAAGUUCUGAGCAGCGACGUUCUUCAGGAGCCUUACUGGGCAUGUCUUGGACUUCAGGAACUGCAUUGUGCCAUUCGAGGGGUGGUCAGGUUGACGGUUGGCCAGGAACAUGUUUUGGACAAGAUGCGACACGAGUCAAGGACGGAGCCAGAGAUGAACGAGGAGCGAGAAGCCGUCAAUAGGUGGACAGAGUCACUUUCAGUUCAGCGACAAGUUUACCAAAGACUGGCACUGUUGACUGAGCUAACGUACUUGGAUAUUGGGUUUGGUCAGUUCUCGAGGGGGGACUUUCUUGAGCGCUACGUGAGUGAGUUUGACGGAGGACUUCGCUACCGAGGACGGACUAGCAGUACUUUUUCAGGAUGUCUGGAGCUUUCGUUGGAAUCUGGAUUAUUCGAACUUGGGACACUUGCUCGACUCAGGACUAUUGGGUUCCAGGGCGUUGAUCACCGCAUAGGGUUGCCAGAGAUGCUUUGGAUGGUGGCGAGGUGGCCGGUGAAGAGGUUAAUGGGGAUGGAGGGGUAUUAUGUUCGACAGGGGGGUCCAGACCCACAGCAGGAGCCACGACUGGAGUCUUUUCUUAAGCUUGUGCCUUCGGCUGUCUAG